CGUCUUAAUGACUUUAAAAAAUAUAUGUGGGUGGCAGUGCUAUAUACUAUAUAUUAUUAUUCUGACUUUGGGAUUGAGUCACGGACGAUGGUCGGAAAAAUCACUCGAGCUUAUGAAAGGGAGGUCAAAGAGGGUGAUGUGAAGAUGGCGAGUCCGAAGUUCGGGAUGUCAAUAUUAUUUUUCUUCCUUUGCAUCUCAUUUUGCUCUUCAACAGACCAAAGUUUCCAGCAAUGCUUUUCAUCUCAUUUACCACCUUCCAACAUAACUUAUGAUGUUAUCUUCACCCAAAACAGUUCUCAAUAUUCAUCCAUAUUGCAGUCUUCCAUACGGAACUUACGGUUUUCGAAUGCUUCGAAACCACGUUACUUGGUUACCCCUUACAACGAAGAUCAUAUCCAGGCAACCAUAAUCUGUUCCAAGGAACAUCACAUGCAUGUUAGAGUUCGAAGUGGUGGACAUGACUAUGAAGGCCUCUCUUACAUAUCUGAUGUUCCAUUUAUAGUUAUAGAUCUUUUCCAUAUCCGGUCUGUCAUGGUAGAUAUAAAAAAUGAAUAUGCAUGGGUUGGAGCUGGUGCAACUCUUGGUGAAUUAUAUUAUAGUAUUUCUGCCAAAAGUAAUGUCCAUGGAUUCCCUGCGGGGAGUUGUCCCACUGUAGGGGUGGGGGGACACAUCAGUGGAGGUGGAUUCGGUACGAUAUUCAGAAAAUACGGUUUAGCAGCCGACAAUGUUAUCGACGCCAAGAUGAUCGACGUUAAUGGAAAUGUUCUUGACAGGAAAUCAAUGGGAGAAGAUCUGUUUUGGGCCAUCAGAGGCGGUGGAGGAGCGAGCUUUGGUGUUAUUUUCUCAUGGAAACUUAAGUUGGUUCGUGUUCCUCCUACCGUAACCGUUUUUAAAACCGUAAAGUCAUUGGAACAAGGAGCAACCAAACUUGUCCAGAAGUGGCAAAACAUUGCAUAUAAGUUUCACCAUGACCUUUUCGUCCAUGCAGUUAUACAAGUUACUAAUCCGAAUUCAAACCAAAACCCAACCGUUCAAGUUUCUUUCGAUUGCUUGUUUCUUGGGACUACCGAAAGACUCCUCUCUUCCAUACAACGUAGUUUCCCCGAGCUAGGCGUAACUCAAGAAAACUGCACUGAAAUGAGUUGGAUCCAAUCCGUCCUUUACUUUGCUGGCUACUCAAUUGCAGAAUCCGCAGACGUUUUACUCAACAGGACAACACAAUCUACGCAGUCGUUCAAAGGCAAGUCCGAUUACGUAAAGGAAGCAAUCCCCAAAACGGGGCUCGAAGGACUAUUUAAAAUGGUAGUGGAGGAAGAGACAUCGGUGUUGAUAUUAACGCCUUACGGAGGAAGAAUGAAGCAAAUAAAGAGUUCGGCAACUCCAUUUCCUUAUAGAAGUGAGUAUCUAUAUGGGAUACAAUAUAUGAUUAGUUGGGAUGUAGCAGAGGAAACAGGGAAACGCAUAGGGUGGAUGAGAAGGUUGUACAAGUACAUGGAACCUUAUGUCUCAACAGCACCGAGGGCUGCAUAUUUCAAUUACAGGGAUCUUGAUUUGGGGAGGAACAGUUACCCAAAUACAAGCUAUGUGGAAUCAAGCGAAUGGGGUUUGAAAUACUUCAACCAUAAUUUCAAUAGACUGGUUCGGGUGAAGACUUUAGCUGAUCCUCACAAUUUCUUUUGGAAUGAGCAAAGUAUUCCAGUAUUAAGGUUUGAAUAAAGCAUUGAUUUGCUUUGUUUAUAUACACUUGUUUGAGGUCACAUAAAAUAUAUAUAAUGCAUGCUGUAACUGAAAAUAAUCACAUGGGACUUCUAUUAUUGUACUACAAAGUUUCACACUUAUUUGGACCCCCCUUACACUUAUUUGCUUCA
Messenger RNA from Gossypium raimondii (Peruvian cotton), 1868 nucleotides. Its product is annotated as berberine bridge enzyme-like 8. The record is from RefSeq and is a predicted model, not a curated record. Gene Ontology annotation, molecular function: oxidoreductase activity; FAD binding. The transcript has a single exon. Lineage: Eukaryota; Viridiplantae; Streptophyta; Magnoliopsida; Malvales; Malvaceae. The coding region runs from base 25 to 1716 and encodes 563 amino acids.